Molecule: messenger RNA, 672 nt
Organism: Nerophis lumbriciformis (worm pipefish)
Lineage: Eukaryota; Metazoa; Chordata; Actinopteri; Syngnathiformes; Syngnathidae
Source: RefSeq, a predicted model, not a curated record
AUGGAGGAGCCCGGUGUCUUGCGAGUGCGGCACGAGUGCCUCAACGAUAUCUUCUGCUUCUCUCUGCCACUACUUUGUCCUGCUUGCGGCGAGGCUUUAGCGGGAAGACGCCUGCACCAGGCUCCGGUCAGCCUCCCCGAUCCGCUCGGCGAUGGACACAAAACGCCCUGCUGCCUCCUAGUCGCGCCUGUUGACCGCCACGCCGGCGGAGACUUUGAUGGGACAUCGGAACUUCACACUGGAAUCUCCAACACUUCAGGCAUGGUGUACAACUACACAGAGAGGGGCGUAGUGCAAGACCGGCACGGCUGGGACCGCUGCCUGAGCGUCCCUCUGGUCAGACCUGACAUGUUCCACCUCCUGGCCCAGUGGGACCGGUACCUGGAGCAGUUCUCACGUGGACCCAUGUGGGACCCAACCUGUCGCAGUUUCUGCGAGGACUCUCACAACUGUCUGACGUUCUGUGUGGCGUUCAUCAACGGUGUGCUGGCGGCGGAGGGUCACGGCAGAGCCAGCUUGAGCAGAGACGACUUGACGCGCGAUGUCAUCGCUCCCGCCGUGAGCAGAGCGUGCAAGUAUGCAGCGCUUCGCAGACACCUGCAACAACAUCAGUUCUAUGUGAUGGACAUGCCUGCAGGGCCAUCGGGACCCCAGCCUGAUCACCUUCCUUAA